This is a messenger RNA of Ixodes scapularis (black-legged tick), 897 nucleotides long. Its product is annotated as sulfotransferase 1C4. The transcript has a single exon. Bases 1 to 897 code for a protein of 298 amino acids. Gene Ontology annotation, biological process: sulfation. The record is from RefSeq and is a predicted model, not a curated record. Gene Ontology annotation, molecular function: sulfotransferase activity. NCBI's taxonomy places the organism in Eukaryota, Metazoa, Arthropoda, Arachnida, Ixodida, Ixodidae. Gene Ontology annotation, cellular component: cytoplasm.
AUGGCACUCAAAGUGAAAAUUCCUAACGGCCCCACGUACAUGGACAUGGAAGGAUUUCGACUUACUUCAUCCUUUUCUUUGGAACUGUUCCAGUCAGCGCUGAAGUAUCAGCCGGAAGACAACGAUGUAUUUGUGGUUUCUUUUCCCAAGGCCGGUACAACGUGGCUGCAGCAAAUCGGUUACCUACUCUUCCACGAGGGAAGUCCACCAUCCAGUCCGGAAGAUUUUCACAGCAACGGCCCCUUCUUGGAACUAUCCGGAGCUAACGCUGCCAAAGGAAGGAUGCGAGGAGGAUUUAUAAAGUCGCAUUUUCCCUACAACCUCAUGCCGCAAAAUUCAUCAGCUAAAUACAUCUACAUCUGCAGGAACCCAAAAGACACAUGCGUCUCUCUGUUUUACCAAACGCGUCGUUUUCCUAGCUACGAGUUUGAGGACGGGAAGUUCGAAGAUUUCUUCGAGGUGUUUCUGAGCGGAAGCACCGAUUUUGGUGACUAUUUCGACCACGUGCUCUCCUGGUACGAACGCCGCCACGAGCCCAAUGUCCUGUUGGUGCACUACGAAGAUGCCAAGUCAAACCUCAAGGACGUUGUCCUGAAGAUUGCAAAGUUCCUGGGAGAAGAGCACUACAGAUUACUCCUGCAAGACCAGAAUAUGCUCGAACGCGUGCUCGUCUACAGCGGUAUAGACUACAUGAAGGAGGACGCGGCGAAUGUUUUCGAAAACCUGUACCCAACUCAGGCCACUCGGCCGUACACGCGCUUCAUUCGGAAGGGCCAAAUAGGUGACUGGAGGAAACAUUUUGUUGACAAGAUGAAUGCGAGAAUCGAGGAUAAAAUUUAUAGAAAAUUAUCCAACACUGAUUUGAUCAGGGAAUGGAAGAAGCAUAGUGUCAUGUGA